CCUCAUCGUCUUCGCCGCUAUCGGCUCUCAGCUCAUUCUGUUCUUCGCCGUUCAUUCUCAGUGGUGAGCUGAAUGUGUAAAAUGAGUAAGAAGAAAGUGCUGGUGUUCUUGGAUAUAUGUAUCGAUGGUGAUCCAUCAGAAAAGAUGGUAUUUGAGUUGUUAACUGAUGUUGCUCCGAAGACUGCAGAAAAUUUCCGUGCACUUUGUACGGGAGAGAAAGGAACCAACCCCAGGACUGGAGCAACAUGGCACUACAAAGGAACCUUUUUCCACAAUAUUGUGAAGGGAUCUGUGGCUCAGGCUGGAGACUUGCUCAGGAAAGAUGGUAACUAUGGAGAAAGUAUAUAUGGCUCGAAGUUUCCAGGUUGAGGCUGAUUUGAUCUUAUUCUCAAGCAUGGGAGCUUCAAUGCUAUUGGACAUUUGUUUCCUCUCUUAUAAUGAUGAGUCACCAAAGCUGAAACAUGAUAGCCCUGGUCUUCUAUCUAUGGCUAUUGCUGAUCGUGAUACACGGGGUUCUCUAUUCACAAUCACUUUAAAUGAGGCUCAUCAUCUUGACAGGAAAUUUGUUGUAUUUGGCAAGCUUGUUUAUGGCCAUGAAGUCCUUAAGAAGAUUGAGAACGCAGGGAGUGACACAGGGAAGCCAGAUGUGACAGUUAAAAUAGUAAAUUCUGGUGAAUUUCAUGGGAGCCGGCGCAAAGGAAAGCACAAAAAAUCUUCGAAAGAAAGAAGGAAGAAAAGAAGAAGAUAUGAAACCUCAGAAUCAGAUAGUUCUACGGAUUCUGAUACAGAGUCUUCCGAUUCAGAUAGUGAUUCUGAUUCAUACAUCUCCUCAUCAACUGACACCAGUUCAUCCAGUGAUGUCAAGCGCAGGAAGAGGAAGAGAUCUAAGAGAGAGAAACAUAGACGUGAGAAGAGAAGGGAGAAACAUCGGGAGAAAAUGCGUAAGAAGCGUGAAAAGAAGCUAAAACGCAAACUUAAAAGUUGCUCCGACAGCCUUUCUGAAGAUGAGAGCAAAAGUAAUUCUGAAGGGGAUGCUGGUGCUGGUGGGUUGGAUGGAGAGUUUAAGAACACAGGGAUGAAACCUGAUGGAAGUCAAUCUCAUUCUGUUGAAGAUGGGCAAGCUGCAUCUGGUCACCAGAAGAAAGGAGAAACUGCCGCCCCAUUUGAGAGGAAAGUUAACUUCUGCAAAACGGGAACCCAAGUGAAAGCCCAAGGCGCAGUAUCAGCAGGAGUCGAAGUAUCAGAACAAGUUCGCGCCACCUCUCGGAUCGUAGUACAAGCCCGGCAAAACGUGGAAACAGGAGCCCGACAAGAAGUGUCAGUAGAAGCCCUCCAGCCAAAAGAGGAAGAAGUGAGCCUUAGCAGAAGUCCAGCAAGGGUUCCUUCUAGGCGAGGUUCCAGUCGAAGUCCAGUCAGAGGACCUCACAGAAAGAAUCUUCGCAGCUAUUCAAGGAGCCCUCCAAGUGCAGGGCGCAGGGAAAGAUCACCAAGAUCUGGUCGUGGUAGGAGCUCAUCUAGGAGCCCAUCUGUGGAUGGAUCUUCUAAGCGCAUUAGAAGGGGAAGAGGAUUCAGUGAGCAAUAUUCCUAUGUUCGUAGAUACAGGAGUCGGUCUCCUGUGAGAUCAUCAUACCGCUACGGUCGCAAUGACCGUGACAGAUAUACAAGUUAUAGGAGGUCACCUAGACGCUACAGGAGCCCAAGAGGAAGAACACCUCCUAGGUACAGAAAUGGACGAAGCAGGUCCCGUAGCGUGUCACGCAGCCCAAUACGUUACCGUGGAAGGCGUCAUAGCCGAAGUCCAGUUCGCAGCCGCUCUCCCCAGGGCAGGUACCGGCCUUCCCCACGCGCUGAGAGACAGCGGACCAGGUCACCAUCAGGAGGAUCCAGGUCAGCUGCAUCUAGCAGGUCACCCACCCCUCCUCGGCAGAGAAGCAAGGAAAAAUCCGCUUCACUCUCUAGUAGCCCCCCUGCGAAGGGUGGCGGCGGCGGCUUGGUUUCUUAUGAUGGGGACGGUUCGCCUGACUCUAGUAGAGAUUGAUCCGAACGCAAACAACAUGAAAUGUGCCAAUCUUUCAUGAAGGCUGGCUUUGCUGUCUCAGAAAAGUUGCAGUGUUUCUUGUGGUUAGAAGAAUGUGUGUGAACUUCUUGAUUUGGUGUGACCUGGGUAAUUUCGCUAUAUGCCGUAAUAAUUUUUAUUAAAAAAUACAUUAAUGUUUGUAGCAAAUGUGGCUGGACCCUGCGGUGCAUGGACGUUGUCAUAACUUUGUGUGGAGUCUUGUUGGCUUUCUUCUUAAUCUUCUUUUGAAUAUUUAUAUGCUUUGUUAAGAAACUUCAGAGUUUUUU
Cuscuta campestris is the source of this 2343-nucleotide messenger RNA. The record is from the annotation of a GenBank genome assembly. Lineage: Eukaryota; Viridiplantae; Streptophyta; Magnoliopsida; Solanales; Convolvulaceae.